AGUGCUUCUUUUUUCGGUGACGGUCAGAGUCUACAAUUUGAAAGCCGUUGUCCAACUCGAGGAGCGCAAUCUUCAGCCUGCCCAGCCGGAUGCUCCCACGGGCCCUGCACCUCCUCCUCCUGGCAAUGCUCCGGUCAGCCCCAGUGAUCGUCCAACCUUCGCCCCUGUCGUCAACGACCCUCAGAGCUCAGAGACCGUCACCAGCACCCUACCGCGCCGGGCUGACCGACCACGUCCGCCAGCAGUAUAUCUACAAGGCUUCCCGCGCCAAGCAUGACGCCGCCACUGCCGCCUACGACGCGUACCAGGCGGCGCUCGCGGAGUACGCCAGGCGCGAGGGCACAUACAUCACUGACCUCGACGCCAGGCAUAUCGCUGAUCGGUGCGCGCUCACCAUCCUCCUCGCCACCAUUCCUCCCACCCUCAAGCAGGAGCUUGCUCCCACCUCUAGCGGCUCCUCACCGAUCUCUAUGAUCGGCAGGACAUCGCCACCCUCUAAUCCCUCAUCAACGAGUUCCAGAGCCUCACCAUGGACUCUACCAUUGGCACAGCUGCCUUCACACGUUGUGUCCUCGACCUCGCUCGUCGUCUGGCGGCUCUUGGCGUGCUGUACCUGGACCCUGUGCUCUGCUGCCACCUCAUUGAAGGCUUGUCUCCUGCCUUCGACACCCACAAGAUCGCCUACGUGUAGCUAAUUGACAAGCGCAUCACCCCGGCUGAGGUCGCCAAGUGGAUCAUCACCACAUAGGCCGACCUCUUGCACCAUUCUUCCUCUGCUGUCCUCUGCUGUCCAGUGCUAUCCUCUGCUGUCCUGUGCUGUCCUCUGCUGUCCUAU
Closterium sp. NIES-67 is the source of this 835-nucleotide messenger RNA. The record is from the annotation of a GenBank genome assembly. NCBI's taxonomy places the organism in Eukaryota, Viridiplantae, Streptophyta, Zygnematophyceae, Desmidiales, Closteriaceae.